Messenger RNA from Electrophorus electricus (electric eel), 1765 nucleotides. It is a transcript of the gene dusp28, whose product is annotated as dual specificity phosphatase 28. Gene Ontology annotation, molecular function: MAP kinase tyrosine/serine/threonine phosphatase activity. Gene Ontology annotation, cellular component: cytoplasm. Lineage: Eukaryota; Metazoa; Chordata; Actinopteri; Gymnotiformes; Gymnotidae. Gene Ontology annotation, biological process: protein dephosphorylation. The record is from RefSeq and is a predicted model, not a curated record.
UAAAUAUAGCAGUGCUUUGUGCAGUAAGGCUGACCUCUGCAUUACCUUUCGAAUGACAUCUUGUGCAAUUAGAAACCUACAGGUCUGAUAUGUGUAGGUGAAGGUGUCUACUUGAUUGCUGACUUGAGCGUUUAUUGAGCUUCAUGCUUCCGCUGUGUAAGAUUACAGACUCCCUGCUGAUCAGCAACGCUAGGUCGGCCUGCAAUGACGAACUCAUCCAGAAGGAGGCAGUGACGCUGUGCAUUAAUGUGUCUAAGCAGCAGGCGUUCCCAUCCACCCAAGUCUGCACUUUCCGUGUGCCGGUUUACGAUGACCCGAACGAGGAUUUGUACAAAUACUUUGACCGCUGUGCUGAUGCCAUACACAGCGAAGCCAACCGGGGCGGCCGCACCGUAGUCUACUGCAAGAAUGGCCGCAGCCGUUCAGCAACAAUAUGUGUGGCUUACCUUAUGAAACACCAGGGUCUCACAUUAACAAAUGCCUUCGAGGUAGUGAAACGUGCCCGGCCAGUAGUAGAGCCAAACCAAGGAUUUUGGGCUCAGCUGGAGCAAUAUGAGCAGGAGAUGAUCAGGAGGUCCAACCACUACCCCACCUAGACCCAGGGCAACAUUCUCAAAUCAGGCUUGGACGCCCGUUGAAGUAUGCUGAAGCUGAAGUGCCUCGUAUAGAUUCUGCUUAAGAUGGAUGCUACAGCUGUGGAGUAGUGACUUUUUAUGGUAGGUUGUACUGCUCACUAGUGUGACCAUGGGCAACAUGGGUGGGUGGGGUGGCAUUUGCCUCCCCUAAAUGUUUGUCAACUCACUUUAAUUACUGGAAUAUCUACAUUUGUCAAAACUAUACUUUAAACAGAGACUGAUCUCCAUGACACUAGGGGGCCACCGAGUAUUGAUAACGAUCAAUAGACUGGCUGCACUUGUAAUGUUUCUCUCAUUGACUGUUUAUCUCUCAAGAUAUUAGUUGUAAAGGUGCAUUGGUCAAUGGCCAGAAAUGACUAAACGACCCAAUACGCUAAACGACAACUGGCACAUCUGAUGAAAACGACAGUUUGAAGAGACAGGUGUCACGGAGGCACUAAUUGCCUACUUCACAAGCCCUUCUGCUCCAGUGUUGACCCCAGCUCAUCAGUGUAUGAGUAAUACGUAUGCUUAAUUAAUUAAUAUGACAGGGCCAUGUGUGUGAGUGGGCCAUAAUCAACCAUUAAUUUCAAUUUCAGUAAAAGAUGGUUGAAAGGUUAGAAAGAAAUUGUAUGAAAUGUUUACCACUGCUUGAAUACAGCCCCGCAGCUGAUCGGGUUUUUUGCCUGUUGUACAUUUGGAAGCCAGGGGGCAAGACAGAUACGUUUCAAACGUCAAAUCUAGGCGAUAGACUAGUAAACUUCGGGUUGUUCCUGACUAUGACAGUGAGCAGCACAUCAUGAGAAAGAAGAAAGCUUUCUUGCUUGCGUCGAUUAAAAGCCUACAUGAGAAACUGAUAAAUACAGGUUUAUUUAAGAUAAAUGGUUUAUAUAUAAUAUAUAUAUAUAGAUAUAAACACACACAGAGCGUGUCACCCCCCCCCCCCAACCCCCAAAGUCUCAAAUAUCGCCAGUGAAUACGACAAUGCAACUUGGAUUCUUGUAGUCAAGUUGUCUGCCUUAAAAAGGCACUCAUCUCCACACUGUUGAAUUGUGAUCUUUGUGUUUUCAGCUCACAGUGCCUUAAGUAGGGGCUGUUCAGGUUCCCUGCUAUAAAAUUCACAAUAAAGUCUGUUGACCCUUUAUGCAUGA